AUGGAGGGACUUUUGAGUGUCACCUUCCAGGACUCAGAGUUGGAAAGAACCUGGAAACAUGAGAGUCAGUUCACAGACCUGCAGGAACACCAGGAAAGCUAUGUGGACCCAGAGGUGGUAGCCCACAAGGGAGACCCUGUAGGGGACAGUGUCCAGGAGUGCAGUGAUCUCAGCCAAAUCCCAAAAACCUUGAGUCCGACAGUCACCCAAGCCAGGGUUGGUGGUGAUAGUAGGCCUGGGUGGUGCGGUGUGCCAAACAAGAGCUCAAAGCAGAAACAUUUGGACAGUGGCCAAGGGGAGAAAGGUGGCAGCUCCAAGAAGCGGUGAAACUGUGAGGACUGUGGGAAGGCCUUCAGCUACUGCUCAGCAUUCCUUUUGCACCAAAGGAUCCACACUGGGGAGAAGCCAUUCGCCUGCCCUGAGUGCAGCAAGGCCUUCAGCCAAAGCAUACACCUGACCCUGCACCAGUGCACACAGGGAGAGAAGCCAUAUGCGUGCCAUGAGUAUGGCACGGCCUUCAGCCAGGGCUCCUACCUGGUAUCUCACUGGCAUAGGCACACAGGCGAGAGACUGCACUGCUACACCAACUGUGGCAAGGCCUUCACAUGCAUCACGCACUUGACCCAGCACCAGCGCAUACACACAGGUGAACGGCCCUAUGCGUGCGCCCAGUGCACAAAGACAUUCCGCAGCCGCUCAUCCCUGAUUGAGCACCACCGAAUCCACACAGGCGAUAAGCCCUAUGAGUGUGCAGACUGCGCCAAGGCCUUCCGCUUCUUGUCGGCGGUCAUCCGCCACCAGCGCACGCACACGGAAGAGAAACCAUACUGCUGUGGCCAGUGCGCCAAGGCCUUCACACAGAUCGCACACCUGAUGCAGCACAGGCGCGUGCACACCGGGGAGAAGCCCUAUAUGUGCCCAGACUGUGGCAUGCCCUUCAGCCAGAGCACCUCGCUGGCCGAGCACCUAAGAAUCCACAAUGGCAAGAAGCCCUAAGCCUGCAGCCAGUGCGCAAAGACCUUCACGCAGAUGUCGCACCUGGCGCAGCACCAGCUCACGCACACUGGUGAGCGGCCUUACACAUGCCCAGACUGCAGCAAGCGCUUCAGCAACCACUCGCACCUCCUCCAGCACCACUUUGUACACACCGGCGAGCGUCCUUACAAGUGCCUGCAGUGUGCGGCUGCCUUCAGCCACGUGUCCUCUUUCAUAGAGCAUCAAAAGAUCCACACUGGGGAACGGCCCUACAAGUGUGGUGAGUGCAACAAAGCUUUCAGCCAGGGCUCAUCCCUUGCUGUGCACCAGCUCACACAUACAGGCGAGCGUCCCUAUGCCUGCCUUCAGUGCGGGAAGGCCUUCAGCAAUCGAUCCUACCUACUGCAACACCACAUUGUGCACACUGGGGAGAAGCCCUAUGAGUGUGACAGCUGUGGGAAGGCCUUCAGCUUCUCCUCUGCACUGAUCCGGCACCAAAGGACGCAUGCGGACAAGAAGCCCUAACUUAUAUGGCUGUGG
Molecule: messenger RNA, 1515 nt
Organism: Otolemur garnettii (small-eared galago)
Lineage: Eukaryota; Metazoa; Chordata; Mammalia; Primates; Galagidae
Gene: ZNF835
Product: zinc finger protein 835
Biological process (GO): regulation of transcription by RNA polymerase II
Molecular function (GO): RNA polymerase II cis-regulatory region sequence-specific DNA binding; DNA-binding transcription factor activity, RNA polymerase II-specific
Source: RefSeq, a predicted model, not a curated record